GGUCACACAGGCCACAAAUGAGGAAUGGCCGAUGCUUGGUGACACCGUUUGUCACCGCUCAGCGACUUGCAAAUCUUAGAAAUACACUAUGGAAUAGACAACAAAUUGCGUUUUCCACAACAACAGCCUCCUCAAGUACUUCUCCAAUUCAAGAAUCUUCAUCUCCAUUAUCAAUUCGAUUCGAAUACGGUCUUCCUCUACUAGAUGUUCCACUUCCGUCAAGAAAUGAGCCUUGCCAAUUCACAAUGCGACCGCUCAGUGACACAAUCGGAUCGCUCUGUGAAUUUUUGAGGCAAGAGGAUCGAGGCAUCGAUUAUGUCGCCGUGUAUGGAACGAAUGGAGUCAAACUUGCCACAUGCACUUCCAUUGAGCAUCUUCUUCAAUUCGGAUCUUUCCGGCUCCGUCUCAACGAUAAAUUCUUUGAUGUAACUGUUCCAAAGACGGGAACAAUGCCAUAUGAUAGUGAUAAACUCCGCCAACUCGACGAUCUUCGCGCAACGGUCGCUUCCCUCCACGCUGCUCUAUGCGUCGACGAGUACAAGCUUUCACGUGAAAAGAAGCUUCUCCUUCAACUGGAGAACGCCGAAACGCUUCUCGCACCAUUGCAUGAUGCGAAACGGAAGAUCGAACAAGAGUGUGAAGCUCACACGGAUCGAGUCAUGUGGGCAGGAUUUGCAGCGAUGGGAGUGCAAACUGGUCUAUUCGCACGGUUGACCUGGUGGGAGUAUUCUUGGGAUAUCAUGGAACCGGUCACAUAUUUUGCCACGUAUUCGACUGUUUGUGCGACUUUCGGAUACUAUUUAUAUACCCAACAAAGUUUCGAAUAUCCAUCUGCUCGGGAACGUGUCUACACUAAACAAUUCUACCGUCGAGCUCAAAAGCAAAACUUUGACAUUGAAAAAUACAAUCGCCUCGUCACUGAAGUAGACGAACUACGGAAUCAGCUGAAACGAAUGCGUGAUCCACUAUUCCAGCAUCUUCCCGUUAGCUAUUUAUCCAAUUUGGAAGCUGAAAAGUAAACAUCACCCAGAAACAGCAUUUCCCCCAUUUCAUCCCUAUUGCUUGUACAUUCUAGCCUGUUCAAUUGUAUCCAAAAUUUCGUGUUUUUUUUGUUUUCCCCCGAAUCCCCAAAUUCUCCUUCUCCAACAAAUAACUGUCUUUUUACAAAUUCUUGCCUUUUUUCCCCGAUUUCUCACACGCUUCAUAUUAGGUAAUUUACGAUGAAUACAGAGUAUAAUGAUU
This is a messenger RNA of Caenorhabditis elegans, 1242 nucleotides long. It is a transcript of the gene mcu-1, whose product is annotated as Calcium uniporter protein, mitochondrial. The record is from RefSeq and is marked reviewed. The coding region runs from base 18 to 1019 and encodes 333 amino acids. Gene Ontology annotation, cellular component: mitochondrial inner membrane. The transcript is spliced from 6 exons. Gene Ontology annotation, biological process: calcium import into the mitochondrion; mitochondrial calcium ion homeostasis. NCBI's taxonomy places the organism in Eukaryota, Metazoa, Nematoda, Chromadorea, Rhabditida, Rhabditidae.